This is a messenger RNA of Mesorhabditis belari, 882 nucleotides long. The record is from the annotation of a GenBank genome assembly. NCBI's taxonomy places the organism in Eukaryota, Metazoa, Nematoda, Chromadorea, Rhabditida, Rhabditidae.
AUGGGGACCUUUAAAGAAAGUAUCGGCCGACUGGCAUCGACGCUGCCACUUUCCAUCGCUUGGGCCAGGGACGUGGCGAUGGAGUUGGGAGGAUGGAAUCGACCUGCAGGUGAAAUGGAUGGACUUUUGGGGACCAGUGAAGCGAUUGCUCCGGAUUUGAACAAUAGUUCAUCAAAGAGCCUGGAAGAAGAUGUGGCAAUAAGUUCAUGGGUCGAGGAAAAAUGCAACAUAAAUGUAUCGCUUCGGGCGCAGGUUGAGGAGCGAGCUGGGAUGGGGACCUUUAAAGAAAGUAUCGGCCGACUUGCAUCAGCCCUUCCACUUCCCAUCGCUUGGGCAAGAGACGUGGCGAUGGAGCUGGGAGGAUGGAAUAGACCCGCAGGCAAAAUAGAUGGACUGGGAGAGGCUAUGACAAAAAGUACUUUAAUCGAGGAAAGCAACCCAAAGACCUGCGAGUCGAAUCGGAAAAUUGAGUUAACCGAAGGCGGCCUAAGGAAGGCGAAAUUGGCUCUUAAAGGGAGCCUACCAGACUCGCCAGAUGUGGAGCUCUUGAAAGACCUGAGUGAAAAUCGAUCCGAUUCUUUGCUUGUCGAAUUGCGAAAGCAAUCGGGUCAACAACUUGGGAUGGCAAUUGGUAAAAGAGGCCGGGGAGUGCUUGUAACGGGGCUACAGCCGGGAAGUGCGGCUGCGGAAAAGCUAGAAGUGCACGAUAGAAUCAUGGCCGUCAAUGCGAUUAAAGUCACUGAUCAGCGUCUUGCAGAAGAACUUGUGAAGAACUCAGGGGAACGUCUUUUCCUACAGAUUGCUCGGCCUCAGGAGAGGCGACUGCGAUAUUUUUCCGCCUUUUCCCCAAAAACAUUAGUGUUCGAAAAAAUUCCAUUGUCC